Micropterus salmoides (largemouth bass) is the source of this 1855-nucleotide messenger RNA. Its product is annotated as craniofacial development protein 1-like. The transcript is spliced from 4 exons. NCBI's taxonomy places the organism in Eukaryota, Metazoa, Chordata, Actinopteri, Centrarchiformes, Centrarchidae. The record is from RefSeq and is a predicted model, not a curated record. Bases 1 to 477 code for a protein of 158 amino acids.
AUGAAUGAGUUCCUAUACUUUAAUGCCCUCAUGGCCUUUCCUCUAGCACCACCCUCAGGAGAGUUUAGCACACUGUGUGUCUGUCUUCCUGUCAGGGUGAAUCAAGAGGUGUCAGCAGACUCCAGAGAAGCUAAGAGUUAUCUGAAGAGCCAGAGCACCAAACCGGAGGAGAAUGGUGACGAAGAGAAGAGGUCAUCGGCCAGCCAAGCGCAUCUUCCUGGCCCCAGCGCCAAGCGGCCGGCUGGCAUGACGAGCCUCCUGAGUCGUAUCGGGGGGAAAAAACCCAAGAUGAGCACACUGGAAAAAUCUAAGAUGGACUGGGACGCUUUUAAAUCAGAGGAGGGCAUCACUGAGGAGCUGGCCAUCCACAACCGAGGCAGAGAGGGGUAUGUGGAGAGGAAGAACUUCUUGGAGCGCGUCGACCACCGGCAGUUUGAGAUAGAAAAAGCUGUGCGACUGAGCAACAUGAAACAGUGAAACUCACAGUACACACACACAGCGUGGAACCGAUGUUUAGACUUCCUGUAUCCAGCUUUCUCUCUCCCUCUAAUGACAGAGUUGCUAUUCCCCCACUAAGAGGAGUUCUGGUGCUGUGGCUUGAGUCUAUAUCAGGAUGGGGAUAUUAAUAGGCAGUGUGUGUGGUGGGGUGGGGUGAGUGUUCCUGUACUUCCAUCCUUUUGAGAACCAAUUUGAGUUUCAAACCUUUACAGUGAGGACGUUUUUGGAAAGUGAGGUUGUUCUUGGUUAUUCUGGUCUAUUUACAACUUUUGUCUUAUUUUUGUAGUUGUGACCAUUAUUUCUAACUGUAAUUAAUAACAUUGUACCUAACAAGUUAAGUGCUGAGAUGUGGGAACACAGUGACAGUCACUGAAAAAAUGUAUCUCAUAAAUACUUUAAUGCAUAUGUUAGGAUCUGGUUAAGGUUGCAUUAAAGGUUGAGGUUGGGUCGGACAGCGGGUAUUUUUUGGCACUGUAAAUUUCCCUUUAAAGUUCACCUUCAGACCCUGCUUCCACAUGGCAAGAACAUGUUAUCUGUGCAGUCAGUCGAUCUCAGCCAGGUGUAAUCUACAUCUAUAGAGGGUGAUCUCAUCCUGAGGAGAAAAAAAUACCCCAAGAAGUUGAAAGGUCACCUAUAACUCCGCCUCUUUCUGCUACCUCAAGCUGCUCAACAAAAAGCUUCAGGUGCUACCUUCCUCGGCAAAAGAAAACUGUUUCAGCGGUGUCAGAUGGUUUGAACUCGAGUCAGGAGAGUUUCAUGUCCAUCAAAGUUUUAGAAAUACUCCAAGCGAUAGUCACCUAAUAUUGCAGAAGGAAUCCUGCCCCAGACACUACGUUACGUAGUGCUGAUGGUUAAAGCCCCCAUGUGUAGGUUUUGAACAUUUCUGACUUUAUCAUUUCCUAUUUGUACAAUAAAAUAACACAGGAGUGAAUGAAUGCUGUGAGGUUUGAUAUGUGUCAGAUGUUUGGUUAGAUUCAGACCAUUUUUGACUAUCUUCCAUUCUUUCAGUGUUGAUGUAAUGCCUUUUAAGUUUGAACAUUUUCAUACUUUGUAUCAUGAGACACUGAAACACCAUGCUGACCACUGAAAUGCUGAUAAUGUGUUCAUGCUUUCUGCGGACCCUGUAAUGUGUACUACAGUAGAAGUGUAAUCAGCCAGAUCCAUCAUAUCAGCGGAGGAGCACACUGGUUGGAGCAGAUGUGAUGGCUGAUAUCGGCCUGUCCAUCAGGUGUUGCUUUGUCCUGUUGAGCUGACAGGUGGAGCGUAUGCAUUGUUAGUUUGACUGGAGGUUUGAUACAGUGCUCUGUUUCUUCAUGUAAAAGUUAAACAUCCAAUAAACACAAACGGAUCAUUUUAA